UUAAGUAUCAUUUUUACGUUGUAGCCUAUUGAACGUCUGAGUGGAGCUAAUGUAGACCUUUAAUUAAUACUUUAUACUGUCGAGUAAACUACAACAAUAUAUUAAAUGUCGGUUAAAAGUACUGGAGUAAAAGUACUGGAGUAAAAGCAUAAAGUACUGUAAAAUGUAAAUACUCCAAGUACAGACGUGUGCAUGUGCUGCUGUGUGCGAGCUGUCGCCCCAAAACAUCCUCAAAAUGUGUUCCUGAUGAUAAAAUGAGUUCCACUCUUCAUCCACCUCUGAAUGUAGAGACACCACGUCCUUAUGGAAAUGUCCCGGCGAGGCCCCUCCCUGUCCGGGUGACAUCAGCCGGAGCUCGGCUGCUCCUCCAGGAGGACGCGGUGAAUCCGCGCACACAUCCAGCAGCUGCAACAGGGGAGGGAGCUCCACGGAAACUGCGCCUGCUCGGCUCUUAUCGCUCUUUUCAUGGGACAAAACAAGACGUGUUCUCCCCUAGGGAUUUUACCAGUUAACAGAAAUUCAACUUCGCUGAUGCCAAGUCCGGGUUCUCUCCAAAGGCCUGGCACCUCUACUCUGCCACAGAUUGUCUAUGAGAGAUGACACGAGGCUGUUGACACCUGACGGGGCCAGUAGUUAAGGGAAACCCAUUUGAGUAGCCGGAACACAGUGACGGGUCCAAACAUGGCUGCCCAUCGAAUCAGAACCACCACCAACAACAACACUUCUCUCCCACGCUGCAAGUCUGAGGGGACGCUCAUCGACCUCAGCGAAGGAGUGUCAGAAGCCAGUCUCACUGAUGUCAAAGUGCCUUCUCCCAGUGCCUUACGGCUGGACGCGACCGCCUCCUUUGGCGCUGCCAGGGAAGUCGUGGCUAUUAAGGACUACUGCCCAUCCAGCUUCACCACCCUAAAAUUCUCUAAAGGGGAUCGCCUGUAUGUUCUGGACUCGUCAGGAGCAGAGUGGUGGUACGCCCACAACAACACAGAGAUGGGUUACAUCCCUGCAGCUUAUGUGCAGCCGAUCAACUACAGAGACUCAUCCUUCAGUGACAGUGGGAUGAUUGACACUGUGGGAGACUGUAAUGAGGAGGCAGCUACAGAAAUGGAACUUUUAGGAGAGUGGGCAGGGGUGAUACUGAAACCAACCACCUUCCAAAAUGGAAAUCCUUUUGUAACAACCCAUACCUCUACGAACCCUUUCCUACAUGGGGGUCCUCAGAGCCCACUUGAUCAAAACAGUAAUGAGAAAUCAGUUGACCUUCUUCUGUUUGAUACGGUCACUCCAUCAGUGCCCACCUCCACCAGAAGCACUUCUGACAUCAGUGGUGUUUUUAACUUGAACUCUCUUAGUCCCACGGUAGGGGUGGGGCAAACACUGCGCAGGGACAACCCGUUUUUCAGAAGCAAACGGUCUUACAGUCUGUCUGAGCUGUCCAUCCUUCAGGCUCAGUCUGACACUCCCCAAGCCUCCACCGGUUUCUUUAGAGGCCUUAAAGCACCGGUGCCUGAGCAGUUCCAGAGCAGGGAGGAUUUCCGGACAGCGUGGCUCACCCACCGCAAGCUUGCCAGGUCCUGCCAUGACUUGGACACACUGGGUCAAAACCCAGGCUGGGGCCAAACACAGCCAGUGGAAACCAACAUUGUCUGUCGACUGGACAGCUCUGGAGGGGCCGUCCAGCUUCCAGACACUAACAUCAGCAUCCAUAUACCUGAGGGCCACGUGGCCCCAGGGGACACCCAGCAGAUUUCACUCAAAGCUCUGCUCGACCCACCACUUGAGCUAAACAACGACCGCUGCACCACCGUCAGCCCUGUGGUGGAGAUUAAACUCAGCAACAUGGAGACCAAGACCACUGUUACCCUGGAGAUGAAAGUGUCUGUGGUGGUAAAAAUGGAGAGCAGGCAGACAACUGAAGUCUUAUGUGUCAGGAGUGAUUGUAAGGAGGGACCUUACACUCCCAUUCCUCAGGCGUACAUGUACGGAGACAUGGUCCAGGUGUGCCUGGAUAACCUAGAACCCUGCAUGUAUGUGUGUGUCGUGGCUCAGUCCCAGUCCAUAUCUCCAGACUCCACAGUUUGGGAGCACGUUGUUAAAAAAAUUACCUUAGGUGUAUAUGGCCCCAAACAUAUUCACCCGUCCUUCAAGGCAGUCGUGGCUAUGUUUGGCCACAAUUGUGCCCCAAAGACACUAUUGGUGAGUGAGUUUGGCAAGCAGACGCAGUCUGCACCACCAGUAGCACUGCAGCUCUGGGGUAAACACCAGUUUGUCCUGACCAGACCCCAGGACCUCUGUGUUGGAGUUUACUCCAACAUGGCCAACUACGAGGUAAAGGCUAGUGAACAGGCCAAAGUGGUCCGGGGCUUCCAGGUUAAACUAGGCAAAGUUAGCAGGCUCAUUUACAUUAUUACCUCACGCACCACUGAUGAUGUUUCUGAUUUUACCUUAAGAGUCCAAGUCAAAGAUGACCAAGAUUGUAUACUUGCUCAGUUUUGUGUCCAGACACCAACACCUCCUCCCAAAGCAGGCCCAAAGACAUUAGUGCAGCGACGCUUCCUGAAGAAGAAGGAAGUUGGAAAGAUAGUCCUGUCUCCUCUCGCCAUUGCCACCAAAUACCCUGUUUUUCAGGACAGGAAGAUAAACAACCUGAAGUUUGGAAAAUUAAUCAAAACUGUCAUCCGACAAACAAAAAAUCAGUACUUGCUUGAGUACAAAAAAGGAGACUUUGUAUCUCUAAUGAGUGAGGAUAAGAUCAAGCUGAAGGGACAGCUAUGGACAAAAGAAUGGUACAUUGGAUAUUAUCAGGGCAAAUUGGGACUUGUCCAUGCAAAGAAUGUGCUGGUGGUUGGCAAAGUUAAGCCCAUUUAUUUCAGUGGGCCUGACCUUAUGACUUCACUGUUACUGGAGCAGAUCCUGAGGCCCUGCAAGUUCCUCACUUACAUCUAUGCCUCUGUAAGAACUAUACUGAUGGAGAACAUCGGCAGCUGGCGGGCGUUUGCGGACGCCCUCGGAUACAUCAACCUGCCCUUGACGCAUUUCUGCCGCACAGAGCUGGACAGUGAGCCCGAGAAGGUUGCGUCAGUGCUGGAGAAGCUGAAGGAGGACUGCAACAAUACAGAGAGCAAAGAGAGGAAGUCCUUCCAGAAAGAACUCCUGACGGCUUUGUUGAAGAUGGACUGUCAGGGCCUCGUCGCCAGGCUGGUCAUGGACUUUGUCCUGCUGACCACAGCUGUGGAGUUGGCUGGGCGCUGGAGGGAACUGGCUGAGAGGCUGGCCAAGGUUUCGCGCCAGCAGAUGGAUGCUUAUGAGGCACCGCAUCGUGACAGGAAUGGGGUGGUGGACAGCGAGGCCAUGUGGAAGCCGGCGUAUGAUUUCCUGGUCACAUGGGCUGCCCAGAUCGGCGACAGCUACAGGGAUGUGAUCCAGGAGCUGCACAUGGGCUUGGACAAGAUGAAGAACCCAAUCACCAAACGCUGGAAGCACCUGACUGGCACGCUCAUCUUGGUUAACUGCCUGGAUGUGCUGCGGAGCUCUGCCUUCAGCCCCGCCGCUCAGGACGACUACGCCAUCUAAACUUUGUGCUUCCUGAUGCGAUGUUAAUGCAGCUGGUGUUGCUCUUCUGGAGGAUUUUAGUGUUACACAGUCUGAAAUGCUGCAUAUCAGCUGCCACUUCACUCUGAAUGCCACUACUGCUGUCGUUGUUGUUUUGUUCCUGCAGUGCUGCCUUCAGCUCCUUGUGCCCAGGAGAUCAUCAUCAGACUGUUCCCGUCUCGGCAACACAACACAGUGCUGUAUGUAGCUGUAUGUAUUCACAUGCACUCUUUUAAUAGUUACAGUCACGAGAAAAAUGUCCCAGAACUGUUUGCAGUUUCCUGGUUUUCUGCAUAAAGUGGUCAUGAAAUGUGAUCUGGUCUUCAGCAAAGUCACAAAUAUCAAGAAACAAUGUAUCUAAGCUGAUGUAACACAAACAGUCCAGAUCAU
Monopterus albus (swamp eel) is the source of this 3978-nucleotide messenger RNA. Its product is annotated as SH3 domain-binding protein 4. Gene Ontology annotation, cellular component: cytoplasm. Bases 682 to 3570 code for a protein of 962 amino acids. NCBI's taxonomy places the organism in Eukaryota, Metazoa, Chordata, Actinopteri, Synbranchiformes, Synbranchidae. Gene Ontology annotation, molecular function: protein binding. The record is from RefSeq and is a predicted model, not a curated record. The transcript has 6 exons.